Molecule: messenger RNA, 1749 nt
Organism: Pleurotus ostreatus (oyster mushroom)
Lineage: Eukaryota; Fungi; Basidiomycota; Agaricomycetes; Agaricales; Pleurotaceae
Exons: 9
Coding region: 1-1749 (582 amino acids)
Source: RefSeq, a predicted model, not a curated record
AUGUCGAGUACGCAAGGAGAACAGAAUGUCUACGUCGCGAUUAAAUUCAUUGAGAGCCGAAAUCUGCCCUCGGGUAAGAAGAAAGACAAGAAGCGUCGCUUUUACGCUGUCUUGUCCAUCGAGGGCCGUUCGGAUGCGAAAUUCGAGCUGCAUGGGCUGGGUGCUCAGGACGAGAAAGUGGUAGACUUCCCCAUGAUUUUUUUUGCCAAACUUAGCACCGCGAUCCAGAUCAAGCUCUACGAGAGCACAAGUGAUAAGAACCAGAUACUUCUCGCGUACACUCAAGUGCCGCUUCGUUCACUGGAUGGCGAAGUCGGGCUUAAACAUACUGCGGAUUCUGGGUUACAAACGGACGUCGUUCUUGGCUUUACGUUCAACGUUUCAUGCACUCUUUCUGAGGAGCAGGCUGAUUCUGAGAUCAGGGCCCUUGAGAGCCGUUUGAAAUCUCAUCCGAAGUUGUGCAGAGCCUUCGAGCAUCUGCGCCUUUUCUUAACAAUUGGGGCUGCAAUAGCAGAGAUAAACACCUUUGUCAAGGUUGCCUUUAAGGUGGUCACUGCCAUUGCCUCGGUUAUUGAGAAGUAUCUUGUUGGCAAAUCCUAUAUUAUCUCCUUAUUGGAAGACAUUGGUGCCGUCUGUGGCCAUGUUAGAGAUCUGGAUGUCAAGAAACAUGUUGGGAUGACCCUCACAGACACUGUGAAGACCCGAGUUGAGGAGAAUGCCAACCUACUCAAGAGGGCUUUGGAUGGGCUGAAGUCUGCCCACCAACAAGAUACACAGGCUGCAGUCUUUGAGACUCUGUAUGCUGUUGGUGGCCUCACAGUCCAAAUGAAGAGUAUGGACCAUAAAUUGAACAACAUAUUUGAUGAUAUGCACCAGAAGGACAAAAUUCUGGCUGAAUUGCAUUUAGCAAGCAAUACACCAAAGCCAGCAUCAUGCUUAGAUGGCACACGCACUGCAGUUCUUGACAUUAUUGAGAAAUGGGGCCGAGACCAAACAGCUGAGAGGCUGCUACUUCUCCGAGGGGCUGCUGGAAAAGGGAAGUCAACUAUCCUUAGUACAGUUGCACAGACCUUGGAAGAUAGUCAUGCUGCUGUGGUUCCAUUCUUUGCUUUCAAGAAUCAGUCCUUACCAUCACUCAUUCCCACAUGGGUGAAGCACCUUGCCCGGCACAAUGAAGGUUACUUCAAGUAUCUGCAUGGUCUCAACCCAGAAGAUCGCUCAACCAAGAACACAGAUCACCAAUACAAGAUUCUGCUGAAACAAGGACUAAGCCAUGCCUAUGGUGCAAAGCCAAUUGUCUUUGCCCUUGAUGCUCUUGAUGAAUGUCCCAAGGAGGACCUCAAUGAGCUUGUGUCUAUCUUAAACAAUUUGAUAUCACUGGCAUCAAGCCUCACAUCUUCCAUCCGCUUCCUGUUCACCUCUCGUCCUAUUUCUGAAGCUUUGAAGUUGGCACAGGGGUUGGGCAGUUCUGCUCUGUCUUACGAUAUCAAUGAGGAACCAGGCACUGUCAAUGACAUUCUGAAAUUCAUUCAAGAUAGGCUGAAAUUAACAUCCCUUCAGGGGAUGGUUAGUGAGGUUGCCAAUGUUUCAGAAACAUCCUUUGAAUGUGCAGCACUGCUCUGUCGUGAGCUUACAACAAAUCACUCAGGGCGAGUGACAAAAACAGUCUUCAAGAAGAUUCUUUCUCAAUUGCACCAAUUGCCUGGCAUGAAACUAUAUGGCUCUUACUAUGCCAUCCUCUGUGUUUAG